Molecule: messenger RNA, 1867 nt
Organism: Schizophyllum commune H4-8
Lineage: Eukaryota; Fungi; Basidiomycota; Agaricomycetes; Agaricales; Schizophyllaceae
Exons: 1
Coding region: 207-1688 (493 amino acids)
Source: RefSeq, a predicted model, not a curated record
CUCCCAUUGAGCUGAGCCGCUUAGACCGGCGGCAGCUCCGCGUCAUCCGCGGCAUUACCGCCCCACGCAUGACGCGGCCGGCCGGCGAUGCCGCACUCAUAAUCAAGACCCGUUGCCACAGCCCCGCAUCAUCGUCUCUUGCUUCUCGACCACCACCAGCGAGAAACCCAACCACCCAGACUCUACCAGCUUAUCGGCGUCCAGCGAUGCAGGCUGCGUCGCACGGAGCGCGGGCGUCUGUCCGCAGCGCUCCGAGCCUGUCAGCCUGGAGCGCAGUGAGCGCCCCACGGCUGGCAAGGUCUAUACAUACCUCUCAUACUGCCAAACUUCGACACACCGCAACCUCUACCGCGAGGAAUGCCUCGUCCUCUGCUACGGGGGGUGCCAAGGGCUUGUUCGAGCGCUCGCGGGCGUUCGUGAACAACCUUGUCGCUCACCUUACUGCUCCGGGCAUCGGGGUGAAACCUCACGGUCCCUACGUCGGUCAUGGUUAUCACCAGGCUGCUCGUGCACCCAUUCACUCUGGUUACUCCCUCCCCCUUCGCACCGCACUCGCUCGCCCAGCCCUCAGUACCCCCGCUACCUUCCUCCCUCGUGCACCGGGCGUGCCGCGCUCGAUCGCCCAGGUCGGCCUUGGUACUGCACGCAACUUCUCGACGGCGCGCCCCAUCUUCCAAAGCCUGGCGGAGAAUGUGCCGGUCGCGACCCGCGCUCUCAUCGAAGCCGGCCCUGACACCCGCCGCGCCAAGCACCGCGCGCAGGCCCGCAAGAUGGCGAAGCAGGACAAGGAGAACGGGCGUGCAUUCCGCGCGCCUGGGUUCGAGAAGCAGCAGAAGAAGCUUACCAAGGAGGAGAAGGCGGCGAAGAAAGAGCAGGCGAUGAAACAGUACUUCGCUGCCCCCUCGCAGGCCGCUGUCGUCACCCAGCUGCUCAUCCCCCUCGCCCCCACCCCGACCGAGCGAGUCCCACUCGCUCCCUCGACCACUCUCGCGGAGACCAUCAUGCCCCUCAUGGAGGUCGCUUCCGUUCAUGCGACCCACGGUUCGCAUCGUAUGCGCGUCGCUGCACUGUUCGAUCGCCUGGACGGCGCCCGAGUAUGGGACCGCGGCGUCUCGUGCUCCGCCUACUCGCAGCUUGCGGGUACCUCGGGCGUGUGCACAGUACUCAAGGUCGAGUUCGUGGGCUGGACGAAGGCGGAGGUGCGCUCCGUCAUCGGCGAGAGCGGCACCGGCUGGUGCGUCCUUGAGGAGUUGGAGACCAUCCCCGGCGCCGACUUUGCGAACGAGGACAUGUCCGGCUACGAUAGCGACGUGCUGUCGGAGAUCUCGGGAUUGACUGGCUCAGAGAUGGACGCGUUCAGCGAGCCGGAUCUCGACCUAUCCUCCCCGUCCACCAUCGACCCGUCGCAGUCGUUCGUGCUGCCAACGCUCGACUUCUCGUCGUCGUUCUCAGCGACCGCGCACUCGGCGGCGGCGUCGGUGUCCGACUUGUCCUCAGCGCUGUCUGAUGUCGGGUCCGACUCGCUGUCCGACCGAGCAAGCUACGCAGCGGUCUCGUCGACGAGCUCACCGGUAUUCAUCGACCCGCCUUCGGAGAACGGGUGGUACACGUUCAGCUCUGACUUUGGGCGGCGGUCGGGGAUGCUGUCGGGAGAGGAGAAGCAGGAUACGCUCGAGCAGCAGUUGUGAAGGAUGCGAAGUUUUGCAGAUUUGAAGGGAUACAUGUUCGCCAGUUUCUUGUCCUCGUCACGACCUAGUUAACGACUACCUUUACCUUCUCUGUGUGUACUGACUUGUACUUGCCACCCUCGUUAUUCCCCCAGUAAUUCUGGUAAUCAUACAUCUUGUGCGAAAAGCCCGCCACGCAA